AUGAACGUUCUUAGCUUCCUCUUCCUGGUAUCCAUGGUGGCCAAAAGCAGUCAAUUAACAUGCCAAAAUGACCUUCGACGUCCAGAACACACUGACAUUUCAGUUGAAUGUGGCACAUCCUCGAUUAGCCUGGCUAUUCUAAUCUGCCCUGUUGUCUACACUGGCUACAACGAGUCUCUUCUCAUCCUCAACCACAUAUUCAACAAGCCGGAGUGUCAAGGAACCUUGGAUGAAUCUUCUAACCUGCCUGUUGUCAGGUUCACCUUCCCCAUCAACAUGACCAAUGCUUGCGGCAGCACCUUCCUGACCACCAGUGCAGCUGGCACAGGGAUCUUUGCUGACUUCUCCAACAUCCAGACGGUUAAUAUCAGUGGUGUGGUGCACUCCCAUGAUCCAACUACGGGAAUAGUUACCUAUAACGCUGAGCUCAAAUAUUAUUAUUCCUGUGCUUACCCUCUGGAGUAUCUCAUCAACAACACCCAGGUGGAAGUGUCAGCAUCUUCCAUUGCAGUGAGGGACAACAAUGGAAGCUUCAUCAGUACUUUGAGCAUGGAACUCUUCAGUGAUGUCAAUUUCACCACUCCUCUGGUCAUACCACAGCUGGGAUUAGAGCUGAGGACCAAUGUCUAUGUCCAGGUCCAAGCAGCCAACCUGACUGCUCAGUACCACGUCCUCAUGGACAGAUGCUAUGCCUCCAUCUCUCCUCAACCCGCAAACUCCACUUUCUUCAACCUUUUUGUCUCGUGUUCUAAGGACCAGAUGACCACCAUGCAUGAGAAUGGGGACAGUCACCACGCCCGCUUCUCCUUCCCGGCCUUCAGGUUCGUUGAACAGCAGAACCAGACGAUGUCCACUUAUUACCUUCACUGUAUCACCAGGCUCUGUGAGAUCAGCACCUGCAAUGAUUUUAAACAAUGUAACAACAGGAGGAGAAGGGACGUUCGUUCCACUGGUGUUUCAGAGGCUACUACCCUCUCCUCUGUGGUUCCCAUUGUCACCAGGAAUGAGAAUUAUUUUUGGGUAUGCUGGCGGCCUAGACAUCUGAAGCAAAAUUCCACUGUGCUCAAGGUCAGUAUCAAGAGCUGGGUCCAAGUACAGGCUUACGUGUUUCGAGACGACUUAGGGUCUUAA
This is a messenger RNA of Seriola dumerili (greater amberjack), 1131 nucleotides long. Its product is annotated as zona pellucida-like domain-containing protein 1. The coding region runs from base 1 to 1131 and encodes 376 amino acids. Gene Ontology annotation, cellular component: cell surface. The transcript is spliced from 9 exons. Lineage: Eukaryota; Metazoa; Chordata; Actinopteri; Carangiformes; Carangidae. The record is from RefSeq and is a predicted model, not a curated record.